UCCUUUAAUUGUCGCCCUGAAGAAAAUUGCAGGUGUCUUUGUAAAUAUUUUUAUUUUUUUAAGGUUUUAGGUGGUGAACGAGGCGGAGUGGGUUAUAGGUUUGUGUGCGUUUAAUUAUUUGGAGUGUGUGUGUGGAGGCGGAGGGAUACCAUCAUGAGAACCGUGGCUCAAAAGAUGUUAAGGACCUGUAACGAACUAUUCACGAGAAAAACCCCAAAUGAUGAAACAGAGGCUCACCCGUCCAAUGUCGAAACGGCGGCCCAUAUGGAGAACAUCCAACACCUGGAUAACGUCCCACGCCUGCACAAUACGGAGGCCGCCAGGGACUACGUGCGUCACGUGGAAGCGGUGGCCGAGCGGGCCCAUCACGGCGGCGGUUGGCUGCUUUCUGGCAUCUUCUGCAUCAACAUCCUCAUCCUGGGCUGCGCUCUGGUCAGCAGCAGCGCCUUUAAAAGCGUGGCCGUCACGGCCGCGCACAAGCAGAUUUUCCUCAUCGUGCUGCUGCUAGCGACCAUGCUGUGGAUGCUCUUCUACACCUUCUUCACGUUCCGCAGGAACAAAGCCGUGAUGACCGAGGACAGCCAUGCCGGGCCUGUGUGGCUACGAGGUGGUCUGGUGCUGUUCGGCCUGCUGAGUCUCCUCAUGGACGUCUUCAAGAUCGGCAACUACGUGGGCUACCUUCGCUGCGACUCUGCCGUCAAAGUGGCCUUCCCUGCCGUCCAAGCUGUCUUCUUGAUCAUUCAGACUUACUUCCUGUGGAUCCAUGCCAAGGACUGCGUGCAGCUCCAUACGAACGUCACACGGUGCGGCCUCACGCUCACCCUGUCCACGAACCUGGUGGUGUGGAUGUCUGCCGUUACCGAGGAGUCUCUCCACCAGACGGACACUCCCUACGUGAACAUGAGCGCCCCGCACAGGAUGUACAGAGCCGCCUCCGUCAGCAAGUGCAACUGCAGCCACUCGGCGUGCAGCACCUUCGAGGAGGCCUUCUACUACCUGUACCCUUUCAACAUCGAGUACAGCCUCUUCGCCUCCGCCAUGGCCUACGUCAUGUGGAAGAACGUGGGCCGCCUGGUGGAGGACCACGGCCGUCGCCACGUCGUGUUCCGGCCCAAGGAGGCACGCUUGGGCUCGGUGUCGGGCCUGCUCUUGGUGGUAGUGGGGCUGGUGACCUUCAUCGUCUACGAAGUGGAGAUCGCCCAGGAAGACCGGGGCAAGCAGUCGCGUGCCCUCCUCGUCCAUUUCGUCAUGAACAUAGUCAUCGUGAGCCUCAUGUGCGUCUUCACCGUGGUCGGCUGCGUGGUGUACCGGCUGGACCGGCGGGAGCACGUCUCGGAGAAGAACCCCAGCCGCAGCCUGGACGUGCAGCUCCUGGUGGGGGCCUCCAUGGGGCAGUUUAUCAUCAGCUACUUCAGCAUCGUCGCCACGGCGGCCGACGGGGCCCGAGGCUACCUGAACGCCCUCAACUUAGCGUGGGGGACGGUGAUGGUGGUGCAGCUGGGCCUGCAGAACUACUUCAUCAUCGAGGUGCUGCACCGGGAGCCCUUCCGCUCCAUGCAAGAGGCGGCCCGGCACAGCAACGCGCACGCGGAGGUGAGCGUGGUCACGGAGGUCCACAGGUCCAGCUGCCCGUUGACGCCCGUCACGCGGCUCAGCUGGAAAAGGAGAGUGCUGAAGGAAGUCUGCGCCUUUCUGCUGCUAGCUAACGUCAUUCUGUGGAUUAUGCCCGCCUUUGGUGCUCGCCCCCAGUUUGAUCACAGCGUGGAGAUCAAGUUCUACAAGUUCACUAUGUGGGCGGCUAUUGUCAAUAUAGGACUCCCUUUCGGGAUUUUCUACCGCAUGCACGCAGUCGCCAGUCUUUUUGAGGUCUAUCUUAUAACAUAGGUCAGCCUCUUUCCAUUUCCAAUGUUUUUUUUUUUUUAAAUAUGACAUUUUUAAAUUUACCAAUAAACUAAGAACUCCUUAGAUCAUGUACGGUAAUAUGUGUAGAUUAACUGUUUUACUAGAUCAUUAAACACUUUCAGUUAUACUUUAAACAUUACUCGUACAAGUAAAUGCUUUAUGAUGGUGACGAUUUGACCCUGGAACAGAUUAAUUCGCAACAUUUUUAAAGGUGGAAAUUAUUUUGCAAAUGAGAGCAUUGGAGUCUGCCAGGCAUUGUCAAGUUUAGGUUUGGUGAACGUGUCACAGGAGGACAAAAUGUGAUCAGUGUUCUGGAAAUUUUCCAAAUUAUGUUGGGAAAUAUUUCUUUGUAUGUACAACACCCAACACCAGUGAAGUUGGCACGUUGUGUAAAUAAAAAUAGAAUACAAUGAUUUGUUAAUCCUUUUCAACUUAUAUUCAAUUGAAUAGACUGCAAAGUCAAGAUAUUUAAUGUUCAUUUUUUUUUGCAAAUAAUUUAGAAUUUGAUAGCAGCAACACAUUGCACUAAAGUUGUCACAAGGGCAUUUUUACCACUGUGUUGCAUGGCCUUUCCUUUUAACAACACUCAGUAAAGGUUUGGGAACUGAGGAGACCAAUUUUUGCAGCUUUUCCGGUGGAAUUCUUUCCCAUUCUUGCUUGAUGUACAUCUUAGGUUGUUUAGGCUUCAUAAUGCGCCACACAUUUCAAAUGGCAGACAGGUCUGGACUACAGACAGGCCAGUCUAGUACCCACACUCUUUUACCAUGAAGCCACGCUGUUGUAACACCUGGCUUGGCAUUGUCUUGCUGAAAUAAGCAGGGGCGUCCAUGAUCACGUUGCCUGGAAGGCAACAUAUGUUGCUCCAAAACCUGUAUGUACCUUUCAGCAUUAAUGGUGCCUUCACAGAUGUGUAAGUUACCCAUGCCUUGGGCACUAAUACACCCCCAUACCAUCACAGAUGCUGGCUUUUCAACUUUACGCCUAUAACAAUCCAGAUGUUUUUUUUCCUCUUUGGUCCAGAGGACACAAUGUUCACAGUUUCCAAAAAUAAUUUGAAAUGUGGAUUCGUCACACCACAGAACACUUUUACACAUUGCAUCAGUCCAUCUUAGAUGUUGUCGGCCCCAGCGUUUGUGGGUGUUGUUGAUAAAUGGCUUUGGCUUUGCAUAGUAGAGUUUUAACUUGCACUUACAGAUGUAGCGACCAACUGUAGUUACCGGCAAUGGUUUUCUAAAGUGUUUUUGAACCCAUGAGGCGAUAUCCUUUACACACUGAUUGUCGCUUUUUGAUGCAGUACCCCCUGAGGGAUUCAAGGUCACGGACAUUCAAUGAUGGUUAUCAGCCUUGCUGCUGCAGUGAUUUCUCCAGAUUCUCGGAACCUUUUUGAACCGUAGAUGGUGAAAUCCCUACAUUCCUUGCAAUAAUUAGUUGAAUUUUUUUUCUUAAACAAUUUGUUGACAAAGUGGUGACCCUCGCCUCAUCCUUGUUUGUAAAUGACUGAGCAUUUCAUAGAAGCUGCUUUUAUACCCAAUCAUGGCACCCACCUGUUCCCAAUUAGCGUGCCCACCUGUGGGAUGUUCCAAAUAAGUGUUUGAUGCACAUUCCUCAACUUUCUCAGUCUUUUUUGCCACUUGUACCAUUCCAAAUGAGGUAAUAUUUGCAAAAAAAAUCAAGUUUUCCAGUUUGAACGUUGAAUAGCUUGUCUUUGCAGUUUAUUCAAUUGAAAAGGAUUUGCAAAUCAUUGUAUUCUGGUUUCAUUUACCAUUUACACAACGUGCCAACUUCACUGGUUUUGGGGUUUGUAAAAGGCAAACUAGGGUGUGGCAAUGCCCAUUGUGAGAGUCAUUAUGGUUGAACAAAGGCCAUAACUGGUGGUACACCUACCUGCACGUAGCUGAUUUAACACGAGAAUACAGACCGUAUGACGACGGCGGUUCCACAAGCACAAUAAUACAUUUGUUCAAUUAAACUAAGCUCUAUUUUUGAAAAGACAACAUACCAUUACCUCCCUGCUUGGUACUCAGCAUCAAGGGUUGGAAUUGAGGGUUAAAUCACUAAAAAUGAUUCCCGGGCGCACCCACCCCUGCUGCCCACUGCUCCCCUCACCUCCCAGGGGGUGAUGGAUCAAAUGCAGAGAAUAAUUUAACACACCUAGUGUGUUGUGUGAGCGUGUGACAAUAAUUGGUACUUUAACGUGUAUUGGUGUAGGUGUACCGAAUGAAUGAAAGCUAAAAUGGCUUUGGCCUUGUGUAAGAAGAAAACAGUGCCAUCUGGUGGUCACAAUGCAAAACAGCCCCUUUUUACUUCAAUAUGUUUUAAUCAGUCUUUCCAAUGCAAGUAUUUAAUCCAAAACACUUGUUCACAUAUCAAUAUAUUUAUAUAUUCAGAAUAAUUUAAGGAUUUUAAACACAAGAGUAUAUAUUAUACAUAAAAACUAUUUACUGUUACAGCACAAUGAAAGAAGGUGCAAGUUCACUUCUAAGGAAGAUGAAGUAUCCUCAAUAGAGACGUCUGAUAAUAGCUUUUUUUGCCGAUAUUCCGAUAUUUAUUAACUCUUAAUUACCGAUAUAUACAGUCGUGGAAUUAACACAUUAUUAUGCCUAAUUUUGUUGUGAUGCCUCGCUGGACGCAUUAAACAAUGUAACGAGGUUUUCCAAAAUAAAUCAACUCAAGUUAUGGAAAAAAUGCCAAGAUGGCACUGAAUAAUUUAUCAAUUUAUUAUUGAAGUUGCAAAGUGCAUUAUUUUUUUUUUAACAUGCCUCAAAACAGCAGCUUGGAAUUUGGGACAUGCUCUCCCUGAGCGAGCAUGAGGAGGUUGAGGUGGACGGGGUUGGGGGGUGUAUAUUGUACAGUCCCGAAAGAGUUAGUGCUGCAAGGGGUUCUGGGUAUUUGUUCUGUUGUGUUACGGUGCGGAUGUUCUCCCGAAAUGUGUUUGUCAUUCUUGUUUGGUGUGGGUUCACAGUGUGGCGCAUAUUUGUAACAGUGUUAAAGUUGUUUAUACGGCCACCAUCUGUGUGACCUGUAUGGCUGUUGACCAAGUAUGCCUUGCAUUCACUUGUGUGUGUGAAAAGCCGUAGUUAUGUGAUUGGGCCGGCACGCAAAGGUAGUGCCUUUAAGGUUGAUUGGCGCUCUGUACUUCACCGCAUGCCCGUGUACUACUCCGUAUAGCGGCGUUUUUAAAAACUCAUAAGUUUUACUUUUUCAAACAGAUACCAAUAAUUUCCGGUAUUACAUUUUAAAGCAUUUAUCGGCCGACUAUAUCGGUAGUCCGAUAUCGGACAUCUUUAAUUGUCUAUCAUGGAAAUGGUGUUGUUUUUAAAGCUAAACGUGGUUAUAAUAUCUCGUCUUGGAGCGUAAUCUCCAAAAAACUGUGAUAUGAAAGACAACACGCUCAUUAGCAUAACACCUGACCCCGAACUCGGUUACCUGAUGAAAACUAUGACUUCCUGUGGCGCUACCUUAAACAAGUCCGACUUGACUGACUGCACGCUGACUUCUAAGUCUGACGACGUUCUAAAGACGGGAACAAAAGUGCAGUCAUCUUCGCACCCGUUCUUCAGUUCAAAACAACACGGACGUAAUCCGCAGACAAUAGUGAUGAGUAGGAUAAAUAUCUUCUCUUUAUGCUGUCUUAA
Messenger RNA from Nerophis ophidion (straightnose pipefish), 5537 nucleotides. Its product is annotated as proton channel OTOP2-like. Gene Ontology annotation, cellular component: membrane. The record is from RefSeq and is a predicted model, not a curated record. The transcript is spliced from 7 exons. Gene Ontology annotation, molecular function: proton channel activity. NCBI's taxonomy places the organism in Eukaryota, Metazoa, Chordata, Actinopteri, Syngnathiformes, Syngnathidae. Gene Ontology annotation, biological process: proton transmembrane transport. The coding region runs from base 154 to 1884 and encodes 576 amino acids.